Camellia sinensis is the source of this 2248-nucleotide messenger RNA. RefSeq names its product TAF RNA polymerase I subunit A. Gene Ontology annotation, biological process: transcription by RNA polymerase I. Lineage: Eukaryota; Viridiplantae; Streptophyta; Magnoliopsida; Ericales; Theaceae. The record is from RefSeq and is a predicted model, not a curated record. Gene Ontology annotation, cellular component: RNA polymerase I transcription regulator complex.
AAUAAAAAAAAAAACACUCACGCAAAAACCCUCGCCAUCUUCUCCAGCAGCGGCAGCAGCGGCGACACCAUCUUCGCCGCUGCUUUCCGCCGCGUCUCCUCCUCUCUCCACCCUGGAAUUCCUCUUCCGUCGGUGUCAAAGAUGUCUGAAGAUCAUACCAUGGAAGUUGAAGAAGAGAUCGAACAAGUCAAAAAUGGCGGAACGAAGAGCAAAAACAAGGAUAGAGAUGCUCGAAACAGUCGCACACAGUCAAGACUCGUUAAAAGAAUCUUGUUAUCUGUGACGAAGCCUUCUUACACGCUCGCAAUAGGUUCUGAGAAAGUACGAGUGAAGAAUCGAGCUAGAUUAAGGCGAAUUCUGAGCAAGCUUGUGCGGCGACAUAAUUGGGAAGAAGCAAGCGGUGUGUUGAGUGUUUUGCUGAAAGGGACUGGUAAUGAGAAGUCUCCUCCAAAGAAUCGAUCAAAGUAUUGGGUUGCAAUGGAGCUCCUCAAGCAUAAGCAAAAGGACCAUAUCAACUCAACCAAGAUCCAACAUGUUUAUGAAAUCUGGAUGAAAAGGAUCGGAUCAAUGAAAAAUCGGCCAAUGAAGGAUAGAUUCACUGUUCAAUUGGAAUUCAUCCUUUUUUGUCUUAAACAAGGGAAUGCUCAGGAUGCUCAUCAGGCUGCUAUAAGUCUCAUGCAACAAUGCGAAUUUGGAAGUGACCCAAUUUCAAAUAUGGUUGUGGGCGUAACCUUUUGUCAUCUGUGGUUGUCUGCAAUUCCAAAAGAGUUGCAGUUGAGAGAUUCAGAUGAGUCUUACACCCCUGUGCAAUCAGAGAUGUCAGGAAUGAGAUUCAACGACUCAGUUGAGAACUCUGAGGGACAUGAUGAAGUUGAUAUCCAGCAAGCUGAAACCUCUUUUCAAGCUGAUUCCUCUUUUCAAGCCAAUUCAGACACAUCUGUUGGGAAUGACAAAGAUGUUGCUCGAAAAGUUGAUGUUGAACAACAUAGAGAAGUUUCUAUGGAAUUGGAUGAUAACCUACAGAGAGAAACUACUUACGGAAAUUACCAGUCACAGGGCUUCUACAUGAAUUCUGCUGAUGAUAGUGGACAUGAAAAGUCUUUCUCUAGUCAUGGUGAUGAUAUGCAGUUUGCAUCUACUUUCAAUGCCCAUGGCUUGGAUUCAUGGUUGUUGCCAUUACAAUCGUCACAUUCAAAUAAAAAUUUGGAGGACUUCAUCUAUUCGAAUAGGGAAAUGCUAAAUGACUACUAUAAGGGAGCGGUCAAGCAUUUGCGGCUUGCUCUUUACUCAACACCUCCAGUAUAUGAGGCCUUACUUCCUUUGGUACAGAUGCUGCUGCUUGGGAAUCACAUUGAUGAGGCUAUAAAUGAGCUUGAGAAGUUUGGUCAUAAUUCAGAGGCAGCACUCCCUUUGAGAGCAAAAGCAAGUCUUUUGGACCAUUUUGAUAGUGCCAACAAUGUCAAGCUUUCAACCUGCUUUGAGGAUAUCUUGAAGAAGGAUCCAACAUGUAGCCACUCAUUGGCGAAGCUCAUGAACAUGCAUCAAAAGGGAGAUUAUAGCCCUCAACAAUUGUUAGAAAUGAUAGCUUUGCAUUUAGAUGCUACCCAUGCAGAAAGCAAUAUAUGGAAAGAGUUUGCCUCUUGUUUUUUGAAGAUUUAUGGAUGUGAAGAAGAUCGAAUGUCAGUGUGUCUGAAUGGAAAUGAAGGUGUGAACAACCUCGGCUAUUCUAUUUGUUUCAACCGGAUUCCCAAAAUUUUUACAGAUGGAAUAUCGGGAAAGGCUUGGAAAUUUCGUUGCAAAUGGUGGCUAACACGCCAUUUCAGCCACAGCAUUCUUAGGUCCGAAAUGGCAGCAGGUGACUUGGAACUCCUAACUUACAAAGCAGCCUCUGCAUCUCGUAUCUAUGGACAGGAGUUUGGUUAUGUUGUAAAUGCUUGCACAUGCUUGGAGGAGAACGAUAGGCACUUAUUCUUAUUCUUGCGAAUGCAUAUGCAGAAUUCUAUUGGAUUCUAUUCAAAUUUUGACAAACCAUAAUCAAUUUAUUUUUUAUUUUUGCAAAUGAGAAGAAAGUUCAGGUUUUUAUUUAUUUUUUAUUUUUGCGUCAUUAGGUUGUGUAUGGAUCUUGGAUUGUGGAGGGAUUGGAGAGAAAAGAAAGGGUGUGUCUGAUUAAUGAUGUUUUGUAAUUUGCUGACAUUAUUCUUAUUCUUUAAAGCAUGAAAAUAAAACUAAUAUAAUAUUUAAAAUAAAA